This is a messenger RNA of Stylophora pistillata, 1355 nucleotides long. RefSeq lists its product as uncharacterized. Lineage: Eukaryota; Metazoa; Cnidaria; Anthozoa; Scleractinia; Pocilloporidae. The record is from RefSeq and is a predicted model, not a curated record.
UCUCUUGUUAUGGAAAGGGAAGGUAUAUUAAAGUCCCUUGUUGAUGCUUUUCAGUAGAGAAGUUGAAAAUUUGCUAUACACUGGAUGCUGUAGAUAUCAAAAUGGCUUCAAACAUAUCCUCUGCAGAUUGGAACAAAAUCUCGAGACUUAAACCUAAAGAGCGAAAGGAAUUUCUUAAAUGGCACCUUCAAGCAAGGGAGCCGAUCCGCCGACUUUCAGACAUGAAACAAGGCGACCACCUUUUGAGGACAUACUACCGAGGUACUCCGAUCGAGUACGCGCACCAUUUUAUCUGCAUCGGAAGAGACGAGAAAAGUAGAAAGCCGAAGAUCAUUCAUUAUUAUAACACCACCUGGAAUGCCAUAAAGCAAAUGUUUCCCACCUUACUGGGCUUGGGUUCACGUCUCGAAGAGCUAGGAAUAAUUCAGGAGGUUACUUUGCCCGACGGAUACUUGAUCGCAAAGAGUGAUGUCGAUCCAAAGACGACGGAGCUGUUGAACGGAGUCGAAGUAGAAAGGGUUGUAUGGCCAGAGGAACUGAGACGAUACUCCACAGAAGAAGAGAUUGCAAGGGCUCGUAGAAGGUUAGGCGAGAAUGACUUCCAUCUGAUGAAGAACAACUGUGAAUCGUUUGUUAUGUGGUGUUUGUGUGACCUAAACAUCAGCUUACAAGUGACCUCAACCUUAAAAGCCCGUGGUGAGACAUUUAGUGCCGCAAUAAGAGCACUUUUUCAAUCGAUUAAACAGCUACCGAAGGUGGCUGCCGAACUUUGGGACGAUUUUGCAGCAGCUACAGCCCGAAAGGCUGUGGGAAAUGCUCUACCGAAGCUCGGAAUCAGUGUUGGGGCAGCAACGACCGUGGUCGCCGAAACUAUUAUGGCAAUUUGGGACAUUCGUAAGGAGUACAAGAAAUGGAGAGAUGGACUAUUAAUUAAAACAAGAAAGGAGUUCAUCGCAGAAGUGGUCGACAGAGUGAUUUUGGGUCUUUGUCGAAUUAAUGGAAUUAUUGUUGGUAUGAUCGUAGGCCAAAUUGUGAUUCCUAUUCCAGUCGUUGGUGGCCUCGUUGGAGCUUUGGUCGGAACUUUUGGCGGUGAUUUGGUUGGGAAAAUGGUCUCAGCUAAAACAAAUGUAAAGGGAGCUUUGGCGCAGAGUAUCGACGCACUCAUAGAUAAAUUCGAUGAAAUAAAUGCAAAACGUAAAGCGCACUCACAUAAACUCGAGCAAAACGUUGAAAAUAUACUCUUUCUCUCUAACAUGAAAGACGGUAAAGAUACAGUCUUGUUCUCCACCUAAUCAUCGAUAGGUAAGCAGCUCAGCGUAGUGUGAUGUACGCUUUAUUAUUUUGCUGCCAUCGGU